Molecule: messenger RNA, 18453 nt
Organism: Lymnaea stagnalis (great pond snail)
Lineage: Eukaryota; Metazoa; Mollusca; Gastropoda; Lymnaeidae
Source: the annotation of a GenBank genome assembly
CUAGAACUAAAAGUAAGGUCGAUAACUCUCAUCAUGUAUUAAUACAAUCAAUUACACGAGGUUUAUUAAGAAAGUAGAUUUUUUUCCAUAACAUUUUGAAUGUUUUCUCAAUUUCUGUGUGAUUAAAAAAUCAUGGCACUUGUUCCAUCACUUCAGGCAGGAUCACAGUUUGGAAAAUACAUCUUUUCCCAUGAUUCGAAGUAAGUAAGCCUAAAUAAAACUAUACUGUUGAACUGUUUCAGUUUCACAGGUCUGAUGAGUGUGAUGUGAUAGUCAGGGUUGUUAACAAUACUAAAAAAAAAUUAUUGGCAAUACCAAUACCAAUACUGCCUGUAAAAUCUAUUGGCAAUACCAAUACAAUUUUAAAACCAGUAUUGCAAUACCAAUAUUUAUUUAUUAUUGCCUUACCAAUACCAAUAUUUGGGUCAUUCAACGAAUAAAACGCAAAUAUGUAAUUCAUCGCUCUAUAUCACUUACAUCGAUAAACGAUAACAACAUUUUUGGCUAAUUUAGACAAUGUAUUUUUAACCAAAUUUUGUUCAAUAGUUAACACUUGCUUCAUCAGUUUUCCUCAAAGCAUUCAAAAGUCUUUGACAACAUAUUAAUAUUAAAUAAGUCGGCAUACCUUAAACUUAAGGUCCUUAAUUAAGCAACAAGAUUUUUAAUAUGUAUACUGUACACAUAUUGUGAAUGAAUGAAUGGAUGGAUGGAUGAAUGAAAGGAUGAAUGAAGCAAAUGACUGUCAUUUUUGUUUGUAGGCCCUAGACACGGUGCUUAAAGUGCCUAAGCCUUAAUCGAGCCUUGGUAAGUCACUGGUCAAUGCUCAUUGCCAAAGAUAUCAUAUGUGAUUUGAUUUCUAUUACUAUUAUCAUUCUUUUCAUUGAUCAGUCUCAUUCAAAAAUUGUUUGGCAAUGUCACUCGCAAGAUGGCGACACCAAAGAAAAAUUUAUUAUAUUCAGCUUUAUUCACAACCAAUGUUGUAGAGAAUUUAUUGAAUAUUGCUUUUAGUAUUGGUUAAAAAUCAAUACCAAUAUCAAAAAUAAUUAUUGGCAAUACCAAUACCAAUAUCAAAUUUCAAGAAGUAUUGCAAUAUCGCCCCAAUACUUAAAAAAGUAUUGGCAAUACUACCAAUACCAAUACAAUAUUGCAAUAUUAACAACCCUGGUGAUAGUGAUGAGCACUUUUACACUUUACUUUUGAGGUUGAGUCUUUAACUUUAACUCUUUUCAUGACUUUUGUCACUUUAGUUUGACUUUUACUAGGGACUUUUAUUUUGAGUAGCUCUGUAACUAGUAGUAAUACUACUUCCAACUAUGACUAUAGGCAUCAUAGUGCCAUAUAAAAUAAAGUAAAGGUUAGGCCUAGGCUUUUUGGCUUAUUAAAAAAAAAAAGGUGAAUAUUUUUGGCUACACCUUGCUUUUAUUUAGUUCUAAUUAAUAUUAAUAUUUGUUAAGUAAGGCAGGCUUGUUUAUAUUCUGGUAGGGCGAAAAGUGCCCUUUUAGUAACAUUUAGUCUUUAGUACUUUUAGGUCACGUUUACUUUUAGCCUUAGCGAGAUAAGCGAAGUCAUAAUAAUAAAUAAUAAUAAUAACCAUAAUAAUACAUGACGGGUAGGGACUGAGAAUGAUGAUGAUGCUUGAGUACUUUUAUAUUAUAGCGGCUAGUGUACAUGGAGAAUAGGAUAGGUCCUAAAACUGAGCCCUGCUUUCUUCAUAAAAAAUUGGCCUAAUUGCCUAAUCAUGCUGAAUGAAUCUACGUAGCAAGUUUAAAUGGACUUUAUUGAAGACUCACAGAUAUGGGACAAGAUAUAAGAUCUGUCUAUGACCUGCAGCUGCCUCCUUUCCUGGCAUAAUUUAAUUGUCAUGAUUUUACAAACUGCAUCACAAAAAUAGUCAUUUAUUUUAUUUCAGAAAUUCAGAUAUUUUUACAAGUUGUAAUUAAAGUUAUUUGAUGAUGGCGCAUUGACAAGGAAAGGGCAGAAAUAGGAAAUUUUGAGUUUAUUGCGCAUGAGGCCAAGCUGAUAAAGUAGCAUAAAAAAUAUUGCACCCUAGUAACCAUAUUUUAUAGUAUUUUCACAGGACCCGAAAACACUGGAAAAAAUCUAUCUACAAAACUAACUUAAGUUAAAUGCCUAAAACCAAUACCAAAACUAUUAGACUUUCACUACUUUCAGCCAAUGGAAAAUAUAUAGUUUGGAACUAUAUUAAAUAUAAAAGCAAGAACAUCAUCAAUCUGUGUUUAGUUUGUAAACAAAAAAAAUUCAGAAAUUAAAACAGUUUUCACUACUAUCAAAUCCAAACAGACUAGUUACCAUACCUACCUAGUUACUUGUAAUGAUGUAGGCUAGACCUAAAUGUUGUCUUAAAUGGAUUGAGUUAUUAAGUUAGCUUUACUUUAUGGUAGCCAUUGGCAGAUAGGCUACUAUUUAAUGUUACUAACUAAAGAACUUAGCUAAUCUAAAGUUAAGUAGGAUAGUCACAUGAAAUAAAUAGAUAUUAUCAUUAAUACUUAAAAAUUAGGAUAAUCUUGAAUUUUAUAGUUUUUUAUACUGAUGACCAUAAUUUAUUAUGAAUGAAUUUUAAUUAUGCAUCAAUUUGUUUUGAAUUCAUCCCCGAAGGACCUAAUGAGCAAAUGUAAAAUAUUAUCACUCAUUCACUGGUAAAUGAACUUUAAUUUUGAAUGCUAAAAUCCUAGAUUAUGCAACUUAGGCUAAACCCUAAGACAAAAUAAUAUAUGUUACAAUAUAGACCUAUGCCCCCUGCAUAUCAUGUACAUAUUUAUUUGAUAAACCUGCUUGUUCAAAUACACAUUAUUAAAUUGUUAACCUUAUUACACUUUUAAGUCUACCAAGUGAAAGAAGGUAAUAAAGUUAAUAAUUAUUAAUAAUAAUAAUAAAGUUUAUUUGAAAAACACGCUUCAUCCCCAAAGGCUCGAAGCGCGGUACAAAGUCAACCAUUUAAAAAAAAAAAAUCUAUAAUUUACCACAUUUAAAACAAACGCAACACUACAAAAACUAAUUACAAGCAUACCAACUCAAAGUCUUUCUACCCAUUUCAACCCUAAGCAACACAGCCAAUAUGCAUUAACUGGAAAAUAUGGUAGACAACAUCAUCCCAGAAGGUGUUUGCGAAAUAGAUGUGUCUUUUAAUCGGUUUUAAAGGACUCCAGUGUCUGGUUGUUUCUGAGAGCGACAGGAAGGGCGUUCCAAAUUAUUGGCCCAGCAAAUGCGAAAGUGUGCUUUCCGUAAGUCUCAAGGCGAACACGCUGUGUCGAGAGUUUGCCACUAUCGGAUGAGCGGAGUUGUCUAGUGGGUACAUAAGGCGUCAGCAGCUCUUUGAGAUAGGACGGCACUAGGUCGUGUAAGCAGCGGUAGCACAAAGUUGCAAUUUUGUACUCCAUGCCAGCGCGGACCCGCAGCCAGUGCAGCUCUCUCAGGAGUGUUUUAGCAUGGUCAAACUUGCCUUUGCGAAGAACAAUGCAAGCCGCAUUAUUCUGUGCUAUUUGAAUUUUAUCCAGGAGCGUAGCUGGAAGACCCACCAUGAGAGCGUUGCAGUAGUCCAUGCGUGAUAGCACAAAUGCAGACAUCAGCCUCUUUGUUGCAUCAAUUGUUAAGAAGGGCCUAAUGUGACUAAUCCUGUGCAGCUCUAGAAAAGUCGCCUUGCAUAGCUUGUUAAUGUGACUUUCCAAAGUUAGUGUUCUAUCUAGGUAGACACCCAGGUACCGCACUGUUUAAGCUAACUCAAUAUGCACACCUGAGAGAGUAAGUGAUGUUGUGUUAUUUGCAGAUUUUUGCUUCUGAGCAGUAGCAAUGGGGAUCAGCUCAGUCUUAUCAUUCAAUUUGAGCUUGUUUAUGGUCAUCCAGUGCUUAACUGAGUUCUGUCUUCUGUGUCAUACUGAGAAGCUGAGGGAACUGAGAGGGGAUCACGGAUUAAUGAAAUUGGGUGUCAUCCGCGAACAUGGGGUAUUGCAUGUCAAACUGCUUCAUCACAGCACCCAGGGGCUGAAUGUACAUCUUGAAAAGCACCAGGCCUAGGACCGAGCCCUGGGGUACUUGGAUAUUAGAUUUCUUAGAGUGAUGCGCCCUGUAUGCCGACUGGAAAGGUUCAAACAAGUCACACUGAAUGAGGUGAUCUAGGAGUUGGCGGAGAAUGACUUUUUCUAAAAUUUUGGAUACAAAUGGUAGAUUUGAGACGGUACGAUAAUUUUCCAUCACAUUUGGGUCAAGAUUUGCUUUCUUUAACAGUGGAGUGACAACCGCCUCUUUAAAAGAAGAUGGAACAAUACCAGUUGUCAAGCACUGAUUUCUGAUACCAGUUAUGAUGGGGACUAUUUCAUCCAGACAUUCAUGCAACAGCCCUGGGUCAAGCAAACAUGACUUUCUUGGGGUAUCAGCCAGGAUUUUCCUCACAUUCAAUUCAUUGACUUCAACAAAUUAACCCAUAGGAGAGCCGUGGAAAAGUGAGAAUUCUGGGGCAGCAUUGUUGCAACUGUCAAGUCUCACCCUGAUCUUCUUAGCUUUCAUAAUAAAGAAGUCAUUUAGAGCGUCUGGCAGCUCGCCUACAGCAAAAUGUUAUUUGGCAGAGAUGUAUCCUUGUAUUUACCGGUCAGCAGACCCACAAUGCGAAGUAAGUCCUUGCUUGAGCUGCUGUCUAUAAUCUGAUGACUAACAUGCUCAGUCCUAGCUGCAAGGACCAACUUUUUGGUUCGUUCCCUUUGGUCAACAAAGAUUUGUCUGUGCACGGUCAAGCCCGGCUUCUGCCAUUGGCGUUCUGCACGUCGCUGCUUCUGCUUCGCGUCCUUAAUUUCGGGCCGGAAGGUCGGUCUGUAACGCGCCGUGUUGACAGUGGUGCAUGUCUGUCUAUGAUGACUCGAAGGCCAUUGUUGUAGUCUGUCACAGGGUCUUUUUCACUGAACCUGAGGGCGGCGACGUCGCAUCUGAAGGCUACUAUAUCAAUUUUUUGGAGGUCACGAGAUGUGACUGUGCACAGAGGGUGCCCUGGCUUCCUCAAGUCAAAGACUAUGGGAAAGUGAUCAGAGAUCAUUUUAUCUUCAAUAAGGAGGUUGCGGAUCACAGCUGUGCGGUCCUCUCUGACAUCAAGCCAAUCCAGGAUGUGACCCCUCGUCUGUGUUGGGACAUUGACAAGCUGAAUCAUACUGUAUGUGUCAAGAGCUGAUUUCAGAGUCUUCACAUAUCUGUUAGUGGUGGAAUUGAAAUGGCAAUUGGUAUCACCUAUUAUGAUGACCUUGUUAUUUGUAGAGGCGUACGUGUCUAGGAGCUGUAUAAACUCAGCAGUAAACUGGGAGACCUUCAACUUAUUUCAUUGGGAGGUGGCCUGUAUAUGCACAGAAGCGUAAUCGCUUUGUCACAAUAAUUAAGUUGCAUCUUGCAAAUCUCAAAUGAAACAAACUGGUCCGAUUUUGAGAAUACCCCCGCUACCACACGACAGCCUUGGGCAAGAAUGAAGGAGGUAGUCCGCAGGUGUAAUUUCUUGCAGCUUGACCUCAUCUCCGACCUGCUUAAACCACGUCUCCAUAAUGAACACAAGGUCGGCCUUGCUCUCAAAAAUAAGAUCACACACCUCAAAUGUCUUGUUCCUUGAUGACUGGGAGUUGAAAAACAGCACCCCGAAGUGCCGUGAUUGCGGCCUCACAAAAAAAUUAACAUGACUAUAAUAUAGUGCAUAACAUAUUUCACAAUACAGCCUCAAGAGGAUUAAAAAAACCCAAAGCAUUAAGUCACAAGAAAACACAGGCCCCUUUUUAACAAAAAAAAGUAACUGUAACCUGUAUUUUUUUCAAUGACUAACUUGACCUCUCAAUAUCAAACCAAUCAAAAACUGUAUGUGACAUUUAUAAAAGAAUUACAAUUAAUCUUAUUCAUCAAACUCGAUUAUUUGCACCCCUAAUACAAUCACGGUGGAAAUUAAUGCCUGGUGAAUAUUGUUUGGAAAUUUAAUUUAUUAUUUUUUAAAUUAAAAAAUAUUUUAAUUUUUAUUUAGCUAAUUGAUAACAUUAUUCUUCAUCAGAUAUAUAUUUUGCUGCUGUGGUGAAAUUAUCAAAGUUUUCAAUACAACUAAUGGAGAACUUUUACAUGAUCUCAAAGGACACUCUAAAGUAGUUACUGGACUCGCCAUAAAUCCCAGCAAUGUUUUGCAAGUAAGCAGUUACAUCAUUAAUUUGAAAAAUCAAUUUAUUUUACUCUCUUGCUCCAGUAAAAUAUUCAGAUCAAACAGCAAUUGAUUAUAUUAUAUAUUGCAGCAUUCUUAGUCAGGAAUUUGCAUCACAGCACAAAGCACUGCAAAUAUAAUCUUUAUAUUUUAGCAGUUAAACUUUGUGAUUCAAAAAUGUAUUAAUAAUUUAAUGUUACUUAAUUACAGUAAUAUUUAAUAUAUAAGUAUUUCAUUAGACUAUAUAAGUACAUCACAAAUUUUUGUGUUACACAAAACAAAAAACAUUAUUGGAUUUUAAAAUUUUUAUUUGAAACAUGGUAUUUGAUUGAUUGACUUAAUUUCUCGCUUCCAUAGAUGUUAUCUUGUGGCCAAGAUGGACUUCUUAUCUAUUGGGAUUAUCUAGAUGGAGUAAGGUUAAAGGCAAGUAAUGUGUUAUUCAUAUUGUUUCAGUGAUUAUAUAUGGGCUCAGGAAUUAGAGAUUGUGAGAAAUUUUGUUAAUUGUUACAUUUUAAAAUAAAAUCUAAUUUGCUCGAUUUAAUUUUCUUUCAUCAAACACUUCUUUGAUGCAUGUAUAUAAGUAUUUCACUAUUUCUUACAAAUAAGAAUAACUAUUAUUUGUUUCUGAUUUUUUUAGCAACAUGAUUUACAUUUAUCUUUGUAUGGCAUUGUUUCAAUCAAUGCAGAGAAAAAGUUUAUAAUGAUGCUUGCCCAGACUUCAGAGCAUAACAAAAGUAAGUCUGAGAAAAUGAAGAUACCUAAAGUUCUUUCAAAUAAAUUUCUUUAUAAUUUUUAUUUUGAAUAAGCAUCAUUUUUUUAAAAAAUGAAGUCUUAUCAUUUGAAUAAGAAAAGUAUAUAUAUAUAUAAUAUUGUGGGCUUAUUUAACAUACAUUGAGCCAACAGCUACUCACCCACAAGGGGAAGGACUUUAUUAGAGUAGAAGUUCAUUCAUUCCCAUUAUUGCUGCAUGAAUCAAAGUGAAAAUGUAUCACCUGAAGCACCCCACAUAGAGCUUUCAGAUUGUCCUUAAUUUUUAUCCAUUUUAAUUUUGGAAAGAAAAAGGGGACCUUAAAUUCUUAACAGUAUAUAAAGUGGGAUUUUCUUGGUGUAUUUACAUACUGAUGAUUAACAGCACCAAUUAUAAAAUCUAAAUUUUUCAAGAACUAUUUUAGUUAGUCACACAUUAGUGUUUAAAAUUUGUGAAUUAAUGUAGUUUAAGAGAAACAUUUUUUUUAAUGCAGUUACACAUAUACACCAGGAUUCCCUAUAAUAAUCAACUUGUGCACAUAUCCAACUUUUUUUAUUUGACACAAUUGACAUAACUAUAUUGAAUGCAUUAAGACAGAUCUAGGUGGUUAUAUAUAUAAUACACAUAUACACAUGAUUCUGUAUCACUCACCUAGUUCUUUAUUCUACUAGCUCAGUCAUGUUGUUAAAAUUCAUAAAAUGCACACACCAGUUUCAUAUUUUAAGUUGUUUAAUUCUAUUUUGAUUUUUCUUUGGUGGUCUUUCAAAUCAGCAUUUUGCCUGAUGUUAUGGAAAAAGAAAUCAGGUGCAGAAUUUUCCAAGCCCAAAAUGUUAAUUCAACAUUGUGAUGGUGCACACCAAUUGGUGUCUUUUGGCUGCUCUGUAAGUCAGGAAGCAUGUUUAUCCACUUUAUAUUCUAGCUUAUUAUAAACAGAAAAAUUCAUAAACUAAGCAUAACUAAUUCAAACUAAGGGCCGUAGUUAGCAUUUAUUAUCAAUGUUUGAUUUAAGAAACUCUAUUUUUAUAUAUUUAUUAUAAAUUGUCUUUGAGUGGGCGAUACAUACAUUAAAACUUACCUUGGCCUAAGAAUUAGCACACUAAUUAAGUAUAGCAAUAAUAUAUAAUAUAUAUUCUAAAUAUGGGUACUAUUAAACUAUAUGAUAGUCGCUCCCUAAAAAAAUGUCUUCAAGCAUUAUGAUUUAAUAUCCAAAAACAAAUGGUCUGAUUUAAUUUCAUUUUACUUUUAUCAAUAAUCAAAUCUCAUUUCCAGAAAGAAAUUGUUGCAUCUGGGCUGAAGCAUGAACUUUCUAUUCAUUCUAUGAAAAAUACAUCCACCAAAAUGUAAGUUUUAUUUCCUUUCAUUGACCUUCUAAAUGAAUUUCAUAUGAUCUAUUCAAAGUAAAGUUUAAAAAAAUAUUAAACAUGUUACAUUCUGUAUUAGUAUAAUUACGGCUACUGAACAAGACUACAUCAAAAAGAAUAAAAUAAGAAAAUAAUCUUUUUUUAAAUGGAUAAUGUAGUGGCGAAAGCUAGUGAAUUGAUGUUAACAAUUUAUUACUCAAUUUUUUUUUUCUAAAAUAUAAAUAAAAUAUACCAAGUCUAAAAUUUAGUAUAUUACAAUAACAAACAAAAAUAAUAUUACCACUCCAUCACUUUCUUACCCUUGUCGAGUUGGUUUUAUGUCCCACUCUGUAGCGUGCUACCUUUUUAUACUUGUCAUGAAAUGGUUCAGAAAGGAAUACAAGAGUUAACAUAAUACAGAUGCUUUCACUAAAAGAUCAAGAUCUAUGAUGAAAUUUUAGUCACAAUUAUUAUUUUAGAUAAUUAAUUUUCAAACUUAUAUUAUAUAAAAACAAUCUUUAAUUAGAAUUUAUAUGGUAACAUUGUCUGCCUCUGAACCAGGAGCUUGUGUUUUUGAUUUUUGGGAGGUCAGUCUCCCUAUGAGUGAGCCGGUUGAAAUUGUUUAGUUGGUAAAGUAAUGAAACUAUUCAAAACCUUUAUAUCAACAAGGUUUAAAUUUAAAAAAGUCUUUCAUAACCAUAUAUACAAUAUAUAUCAUCCUUACGCCAUACUAUAGUGGUGAGUGGUAAGAAAAAUGAAAUAAAAAGUUGGAAUUCUAUUUAAAUUCAUCAUUAUCAUCAUCAUCGUGUCCCUUAGUCCUUGGACCGUUGGGGCGCCACAGAUGACAUGUGAACUAUCCUCCUCCAUUCAUCAUUGUCUUCUGCACUACGCACAGCAUCGUCCAGUGUUAGUCCUGUCCACUCUUUGAUGUUAUCCUCCCAUCUUUUUCUUUGCCUUCCUCUUCUUCUCCCUCCUCUCAUGGUGCCCUGCAAGCCCUUGUUUCCUUGUUACGUGGCCUUACCAUUUUAGUUUGCGUUUUUUCACAGUCACCAGUAGGUCAUCGUACUCCCCAAUUGCCUGGCGAACCCUUUCUUUCACUGUAUCAUUGGAGAAAUGGUCCCUAUAGCAGAUGCCAAAAAUGCUUCUGAAGCAUCUCAUCUCCAUCGCCUUUAUUUCCCUUUCAAGAUCAGCUGUUAAUGUCCAGGAUUCGCAGGCAUACAGGAAAAUGGAGAGGACUAAUGAGCGGAUCAGCCUGAUUUUGGUGCUGGGGGCUACAUUUUUGUCAUUCCAUAUUUUCUUGAGCCUGUUAAGUGCUGUUGUAGUCUGCCCAAUCCUGAACAUCAGUUCAGGCUUGGAGCCUUCUUCUGAGACUAUUGCUCCUAGGUAUUUGAAGCGGCCAACAGUCUCUAGUCUUUCUUCCCUGACCUUAAUUUCAGUGGUGAUGCCUGUGGUGUUAUUCGUCAUCAGUUUUGUCUUUUUAGCACUGAUUAGCAUGCCGUAGGACGACAAGGUCUUAUCGAGACUCUUUGCCAGGUUGGCUAGCUCUUCUUUGUUCCCAGCCAAUCCGUCUAUGUCGUCCGCAAAGCGUAGGUUGGUGAUUGUUCUGCCACCAAUGCUGACUGUUCCUUCAUGUGCUUCCAGAGCAUCUGACAUAAUUCUCUCUAGAAGAUUUAAAUUCAAAGAAAUCAAAUAAAAAUGAUGACAGUUCAAAUCUCAUCAAUUAAUUUUUUGUCCACAGUGUAAGUGAUAAUGACAGGUUCAACAAGUUUAAGUCUAUAACGUGUGUGGCUUGUCAUCCUACUGAAUACUCUAUUGCUACUGGUCUGGAAAAUGGGAAAAUCCUUGUAUGGUAAUGUAAUUAAAAUAUUCUUUAAUAUGAUUUUGAAGAUUCCACUGCUAAAACUAUGUAUGAAUGUGAGACUUAUUACUGGUUUACAAUUUCAGUACCUCAAAAUAAAUGAACUAUCAAAGACUUAGUACUGGUUUACAACUUCAGUCUUUAAAUAUUCUCUGUGACCAUUAUUUUCAGGCAUAAUUUUUAUAACGAAGGUCAGCCACUGACAUCAGUUAUGCACUGGCAUGCUCUCUCUGUGUUGAGUUUGGAAUUUACACCUGAUGGUGAGAAAUUUACAAAUCAUUGACUAAAUUAUACUUUUUAAAUUUACUCUUGUUUAUUGCUUGACGCACAUCGAUACCUAAGGUAUUAGUUUACCAAGUCAGAUUCUGUCAUAAAUUAAGUAAAAAUAAUAAUUGAGGGCCUUCGUACACUGCUUGCAGUUGCAUGCAUAUCAUUUAUGUUUCUUUUUUCUCUAGAAAACUAAUUUAUUUUGACAGGUUCAAAUCUGCUAAGUGGAGGACAUGAAUGUGUGUUGGUCAGAUGGCAGAUAGGAAAUCAUAAUCAAUGUGAUUUUAAGCCACGCAUGGGAUCACCAAUAAAUCAAAUAGCGAUUUCACCAGAUGGAAACUUUUAUGCCACUAAACACAAUGAUAAUGGUAAUUACUUAUAACAUGUGUGUAAUGAUUUAAAUUCACUGCGGUUUUUCAUUUGAUUUUUUUGUUUGCUUUUUCAAGUCAUAAAUGUGGGUGAAGUGCCAUUAAAAAAAAUUUUUGUAAGCUUAAAUUUUCAACAAUUUAUGAUAAGCAUGAAAACAUUUUAAUUUUAGCAGUGCCUGUUUAAUUUUAUUUUCUACUAAGGCAAGGCUUAGGUUAUAUUAUGUUUGUGAAAAGAUUACCUUUAUCUCUUCCAGUUAUUCAGCUUUUAGACAUUGAUUUGAAGAUUCAACAAGUUUAUCGAGGACUGACACAUUGUAAUUUUAGUUCCAUGUACAGUAAAUCCCCUAUCCCUAGUGGUCUCAAUUAUGAUCCAAGGUCAAGGACCCUUGUUACUAAUGGUUUGCCUGGUCAUCUUCAGUUUUAUUCACUAGUCAUGAACAGGCAGAUUUUUAAUGUAAGUUUUAGUGUGUGAUAUUUCUGUAAUUAAAUGUUAGUACUAAAGUUUCCUAUAAAUUGUUAUCACUGUCUUUUUUUAACCUAUGGCGUGUAAUGCCAACAAAUUUUCCAUGCAAUUUAGUUUGUAAAAAAAAAAUAUUUAUGUGAUUAUACCGUAAUAUGCUGCAUAAAAAAUAAAUUGUACUUGUACUUCCAAGUUUUUAGUUUUUUCACCAUAUGAGUACAAUCUUGUCUACAUCAUGUUUUUUAAAAUAAAUUAUUCAUCAGCUUGAUAUAGUUGGACAGAAUUUUGUCUCUGCGGAUUCAAAUGAUCAAAAUAAAUACCGCACUGAGGUUUUGUGCUCAGCUAUCAGUGAUGAUGGGGAGUGGUUGGCUACUUUUGAAAUGUGGGAUGAUGGCUUCUUUAGUCCAGAUUUGAGGCUCAAAUUCUGGGUCUACAGCCCAGAGGUUCAGACGUAAGUAUCUAAAAAUUGUUUUAACACUUCAGAGUACCAAGGUUUUGUCAAAACCAUUUUAGUAUGAAGGCAUUGUGGUAACAGGUACUACAAAUUAACCCAUAACCUUCUGGUUGUGAAGCCAGCAAAAAAAGCAUUCUACCACAGGGCUGACGAGACAGUAGUUAAGUCUCAAAAGGGGAAAUAAAAUUCAAAUUGUCUGAAAUUGAAUUAUAACCUUAUGUUUCAACUUUAAACUAAUGAAUGCAACUCUUAAUUAUUUUCAUUACAUAGUUAAAAGUAAAUUCAUCUUUGCCAUAAGGCAACGUUGGUAUUAUAUGUGUUACCUCAAGACUUGAACUUAUUAAUAUUAUGUAAGCUCUUUACUGUGUGAAUUAUAAAUGUCAUCUUUAAAAAUGAUUGAUUUAUAAUUGCUAUAAUUGUAUGUUUUCAUUUAAAUUCUAUCAUCUUUUUAAAAGCGUGUCCUUUGCUCACUUCAAUAGCUUAGUACUAAGGCUAUCAUGUUCAAACAUUUGUUAAUCCCAACUGUAUUUUUUUGGCAGAUAUUCUCUGAACACAACCGUGGAACACCCACAUGAUCAAAAGAUAAUUAGCCUUUUGUUCCGGCCACAACCGCCAUCCCAGCAAUCCAAGAAGAAUCCAAUGCUUAUAACUGUGGGAGCUGACUUUUGCUACAAGAUGUGGGCAUUGGUCGAUGAUUCGGACAUUUAUAGUAAGUUCAUUCUCUCUUUGUUUUCAUACAAUAUGUGGGACUGUCCUUUUUAAUCAAAUUCAGACCCAUUCAUGUUGGUCAACUAAUUUUUUCCGGCUAUGAUCUGAGUGAUAAAAGAGGUUGGCUUUAACAACAAAAAUGUUUAUCCAAUAGGAAGUAACACCAGAUGGAAUUGUGAGUCUGUGGGAUUUUACCGUGGUCUUGAUGUAGGCUGUGCUGAUUUCUCUGUCGACGGAUCAACCUUAGCUGUUGGCUUUAAACAUCUUCUUACACUUUGGGACCCAGACAGUGAUGUUGUUCGUGUCACAUUAUCAAAUGCAUUGGCAGAAAGAGAGGACAUUUUGUAAGCAUUCUUUUUUUAAUCUUAGCUUUUAACACACAAACAAUUUUUAAAAUUAUUUCUUAUAAUUUAAUUUAUUACCUGUAGAAAAGAAUGAUAACUUUGUAUAUGCCUUCAGGAUAUUUUGUAAAACAUUAAUCAUAAUUUCAGACAUUUAAAAUUUGGAAGUUGUAAGUCUCUGCAUCAUUUGGUGUGUGCUACUAAAAAGUCAUUAAUAUCUUGGGAUCUUCUUACAUUGACCAGUAAGUAUAAAUCAAUAAAUUACUUAAUAGUUUAUAUUUUCUUUCCUACCACUUAGGAGAUGAUGCUCUCCCCCCCCCCCCCCCCCCCCCCCCCCCCCCCCCCCCCCCCUCCCUUCUGCCACAUUGCCAUCAUUUUAUCCAAUCCAAAGCAAAGCAUUUUAAAUAUUUUUAUUAUUGUAUCUGCGAAGUAAUGAUUUCAUACAUUAAACAAAAAAUUCAUUGAAUUUGUUCAGUUAAAAUCUACUGCUCUAAUGUAAUACUGGUAAUGAUCAUAUGUGGAUUUGGAGAGUCCAGAUGUUAAUUUCUUUUUAUUCUCAUUUCUAUAGGAAUUUAUUAUUGCAUCAUAAUCAUAAUGCCUAAACAUUUGAUUAAAAAUAGUUUGUUUUUUUAAAAAUAUUUAUAUUUGCAGUUUUGUGGAAAGUUGAUGUUGAGAUCAGUUCUCUUGUAAGAGACCCUUCAACAGACAUCAUGGCAUACAUCUCUAAUAAAAAAACAUGUAAGUUAUUUAUAUCGUAAAGUAACAAAAUGAACCAGACUUAAACGGCAAUGCUGAAGUUCAUUAAGAUAUUUUUUUUCUUACUUUUCAGUAUGUUUCUUUAGACCUAGCAGUGCCCAGCUUGUGUACACACAGGAUAACAUCAGCGCCUCUGAUAUACAAGAUGUUAUCUUUGUACCAGAUGGACGAACAAAAAACAUUGUUGAUCUUGGCUGGCCUGGAAGCUCACAAAUAUACAUAUAUAAUUCACAACAACAACUCAUCACCUUAGAUUUGGAUAUUCAGAAGCAUGAAAAUCAAAAUAAGGUAAAGAGAACUAUUUUAUGAGCAUUGCUUUAAGCAAUUCAAAGUUCCUUGUUUAAAUUCCCAGUUGAACAAAAGUCAGCUUUUAUCUAUCAGCUUGUGUUUUGCCAUAGGCCAAUUAAAAUGUAUUAUGUUAUAGAGUUUUCAGAGCUUAACUCCCCUCAAAAUCAUGUUUUAGAUUUAGCAAUUUUUUUAAUCAAACUGCUAGACAAAUGCAGCUAAAUGUUUACUUUUAAAUUACAAAAGAACACUAUCCUAAAUAUAAAAUUAAGCAGAGAUCGAAAGAAAAUUUUGAUGGGGAAAUCGCUUUUGAAAUAACAAUUGAUAACUAAGUUGGGCUUAAUAGCGUGCUCUGUUUUAUUUCCUUUGAUUUGGUGCCUUUUUAAAAUCAAAAUUAUUGUAUCACUAGCUUUUAUUUUGCCUUAACUUCAUUAAUGAAACACAAUGAACAGAUCAGACAUAGCAAUACAGAGAGUUAAAUAGAGAGGUGUCAAAUAUUUUGUUGUCUAAUGUCUUGUGAUGCAUGUCAAAUAUUUCGCCUGGUCUAUUACAUCCAACUUCACGACUGUCUCUCCCUCUGAUAAGAAGCAACAAUGUCCAAUGAACACUAGACAUUACUUAAUUAUUUACGCUACAUAAAUCACAUGAUUCCUUGACAUCAGGAUAAUGUUAUAACAAUUAUAGUUGCGAUGCAGAGAAUAGAUAUACACAGGCAAAAAGCUCUACAGCGAAUCUAAUCCAAAAAUACUAUCCUCUCUGUCGCUCACACUGACUCUAGAUCCCUCGUUCACUCUGACAUUCAAAAUUCUUGUCUCCCCUUUUAUCACCCAAAAUUCAAGUACCCGUCCAUGGCUUGAAAAGAGUUCACACUUGUUCACAUAACCCAAUUAUCACAAAUCACAACACACACUGCAUGACCUUGACAAAAGGACACAACUUCCAAGAAAAUUCAGCAAACGAGGCACAAAACAGGGGUCUUUGUUACUUGCUAUAUAUUAGUGGUAUUAUAUUUGUAAUUUAUAUGUUAUUGUUGUUACAUUAAGAGGGCCUCAGAUUAUUAAUGAUAGGCAAAGAACCAAUCAGAGUUUGGAAUAGAGAAGGUAAAAUUGGAGGGACACACUUUCCAAGAUAUUCAGCAAACACUCUUACUUAAGUUUUCACACACAAAAAAAAAAACAUUCAAGAUUUGGUAAGUAAUUAUUUUAUUGUUUGAAAGUGUAUUUUUGUAUUACCGUAACAAUGCAAAAAUGUUCAUUUUGCUCCUCAGCAUCCAUGUGUUAACUUAAACUAUGGUUUCAUUUAGAUUCAUAUUGCUCAAAACCUGCCUGAAAACAGUCUCAAAUCAAUGAUGGCAGAAAAACUGGUGAGAGAUCUCCAUGUUGAAGACAUUAAAGAAACUAUGGGCAGUACAAAAGUUGGUGAUGAUGAAUUUAUUGCAAUGGUAAGAAAGUAAAGUUUGCCCAUUUAAGGAAAACAAUAUGCUUUAGUUUUAAUACUCAAGAAAUUUUUAGGAGAUAAAAAUGAUUUAAUGAAAUAUUUCUUUAUUUAAGAACCUAGAAUUUUAAAAUAGCUCUUGGAAAAAUGUUCAUCAGUUUUUUCUAUAUCAACAAUGUAUAUUUCUCAACUUUGUCAGAUGAUCUAAUAAUUAAUAUGUGUGCUAACAAAUAACUGCAGAGUUUAUCAUUUAUAAAAUUAAGUUUAACAAGUAAAAAUUACUACUGGUAGAAAAUACCUGUUGAUAAUUACAUCAGCAAUUUUUAUAUUCACCUUAAUUGAAAAAAUAUUGUAUCAGUAUCAGCACAUAAGUUUUAGUGCAAAUAAAUCUCCAGUUUUUCUGAACAAUUUUUCUCUUUUUUUUUGGUGGCAAUUUAGCUUCUUCAUUCCAAUGAGCCAGUUUUGAUGCACUGUGAAAAAUAUCUGAGUCGUCUCCUUGUAAAGAAGUGAGUAUUUGAUUAUUAGCACUUCAUUCAACUAGCUGUUUAUAAAUGUGUUGUGUACCAUAAUAAAUAGUGUCAGAAACUGUUUUAUCAUUAAUGAUAAACCGAGAGGAAUAGUGGUCAUGAUUAGUAAUAACGGCAAUAUGCAGUACUAAAACUGUCACUGGUGUCAAUUUAUAUUAGGGUACUGUCUGUAGUUUAACCCUUUCAGUCUCUCGACAGCUUUCAGGCCCUUAUGCCUUAGUCACGUUACAGCCUAAUCCCGCUGUAAAGAACACCCUUUUCAACAUUUCUUAGUGAAAGUAACUUUCUUAUUAAGGAGUUACAAAGAACCUAUUUAUAAACACGAAUCUCUGCUCUUGUUGGGGUUCGGUGGUUGUGCGCUUGAUUUUACGCUACUUUUAUAUUUUUUUUAAAACAGUGCUUUGUUGACAGUAGAUCUAAGCUUAAUGGUGUUUGCCCUUCUAGAUUGCUUCAAACUGCAAGUACAUCGGCUUUUAGUGUCGACAGUAAUGAAUAUGAUGCAGAAGUAAUGGAAAUAAAAGUUAUGUUGAUAUUGAACUAGUUCAAAGUCUUAUUCCAGAUGGGUCAGAAGAUUAAGACAACGAUAAUAGAUCUCAAUGGUCUAACCAUUUUCGUUCAAUUGAUGUUGAAGAAUUUUAGAUGUAAUUGGUCCAAAUGUUGACUUACUUACAUUACAUCUUUUCUCUACAAUAAUUCAUAAUUUUGUUCAUGAAUGGAUGAAAGAUUGAUUUUUAAUAAUAAAUUUUUAAAGUCGGCAACGUAUGGUCAAAGUCUAGUUAUAUUUCCCUUUGCUUGGUACUGAAGGUAAUUUCUUAAUGAUUAAUGGGCACCAUGAUACUGAAAGGGUUAAACAUUUAAGAGUGGCCCUAGAAGAUAGGAUUCAUUUUUUAUUGUUUGUACAAAAGAUAGAUGACACUUGAUUUGUUGUGACUUUAUCUAAUUUUUCCAAUACCCUGUACUUAUUAUUUACUUAUUUUACAACUUGAUCAGUCUUCCCCAUAUUAUUUCUAUUUUUUGUGUCUAGGAAUUUUAUUUUCUUAAAAAAGUCAUUAAUAAUUUACUUUCACAAACUUCAGGUAUAUUUUAAAAUAAAUUAUAUGUACAUUUUUUAGAAAACAAAAACGCAAAAUAGAUGGAGGAACUUCUUUGAGUGAUAAAGAUGACAGCAGCAGUGAUGAGGAAUCUGCUUCAAGUUCUGGAUCUGAAACAGAGCCAGCAAAUCAUGACACACCUAAAAAGAGGAUUAAAAAAGCAAAGUAUGAGAACACUGAAUAUUCCUAUAACCAGACACCUAAACCUAUUCACGAUAUGGAUAAAAUUUUAUCUAAAUCUUCUGACUGGGUCAAAUGGUGUGCUUCAUUGAGUUUGAAAUAAAUUACCUGGACCAGUUAAAUUUAGUGGAAAAAAUCAUUUAACAUUGAUUAGGCAUGUGAUUUCACCAAAUUAUUGAGGACUGAAUUUUGAGCUUAAGAAGGAUCCAUUGCAGAGAGAUUAGAGUGCUGGAAAAGGAGAAAAUCCUCUUAUAAAAAUGUAUUUUUCAUUUUGAGAUGUUGACAUAGGGUACGGAUACUUUAUUAAAUAGGUGCACAUUUUUCAAAACUAACAUUAAACAAUAUAAAAUAUGUUCUUUAAAUUUUGUUUUGACUUCUGAUCAGAACAGUGACUGAUGUGAGAAUGUUUGUUUUGUCCUGUUAAAAAGAAAUGGAACUAAAUUUAUUUUAGUAGAAAAGUAUGCACAUAUUACUAGUAUUUGCUAUCUUAACCAAACUACCAUGGGGCUUGUUUAUAUGUGAUAUCUUUUUAUGUUGUCCCAACACUCAGCUGAGUAGGUCUAAAGUUAUCUGCCUGCUUGAAGUACUGUCCAAAACUUUUCAUUUUGCCAUGGAGGAAGAUGGCUAACAUAAACAUCCUUACUUUAUAACUGAUUACACUUACACUGUGUAGCCUAAUGAUAAUAUAUUAUUUAGAAUAUUAAUUAAAAUUAUAUUACACUUUGUCCUUCAAAAUUUAGUUUCAGUGGUCUCGUUACACAUUUAAAAUAAAUUCAAACUGCAAGCACAAUAGUUGCAAAACAAAAUUACACAGAAACAGUAAUCAUAAAAGCAACAGUAACAUCAAAAUUGAGCUUAGUGGCUUCUACUACACAUAUAGUCUCCAAGAAUCAAUCUUUGCAGUGUUUAGCCAAACAAAUUUCAUAUUCCAUGCAGCUUGUUAGUAAUUUGAAGCAAUUAAAAUGAAAAAACACCUCUAAGAAAGAAGAAAUUCAGUAGAUGGCUUAAUUCCUUGCAUCAGAAUAAAUUGUUCUAUUUCAGCCCUGUUUAAUUUUACAUACAGUGGGGUAUAUAUUAAAAAAUUUUAACCAUCUAAAUUUGGGUCACCUGCCUCUAGAUUUGAAUCAUCAAAAUUUGGUGCAUUCUAUCUUUUUUUUUUCUGACAUCUGUCCAUCACAAUGUGACAAUGGUGUAGACUUCAACAAGGUCUGAGAUUUUUCUUUAUGAGUAUAAGUGCUAGUUUCCUAGACAGCAAAUCUACUCUCUCCAUGCACCUGGAUAACCCAAGGGAACAUCUUAUGUGGCUUGGCACCAGUAUCGUUGCAGGAGUUGUGUCAGUGUUAUCCAUCUAUGGGACUCCAUGUCUGGGUUUGAAUUCAGAGUCUUUCCUUCUCUUAGAUGAGUUGCCGUCCAAGGCUAUGGAGGACCAUCCACCUGGGGUGCUGGUGAUAAUUGUGCGUGUCUAGGUGA